UCGGCCACCUAUACGCGCCACCGAACAACCGCGUAAACACACACGCGCGCACGCACACACGCACACACGCGCCCGCGCUAUCGCUCGCUCGCUCCGUAUUGCUACGGGCCACGUUUCCGGGCGAACAAUAACAAUAUUUUAAUAUAAUAAUAUAUUAUCGAGUUUUGUUUUAUCGUCUCGCUGCUGCCCCUCGUCGCACGCGGCUACGCUCACGGUUACGCUCGUCCGCCCGCAGUGCGCGUGUAUACUCACUCGCGCCCGGACCCGCCGCCGCCGCAGCAGCCACCCUUGGGCGCUACCCUCGGGAAAAUUGUCGUCAUGACGUCGUUUCAAUCGUCAUCACGACUUUAACGCGACGAAAAUAUUGCGCCCGGUGUGUACCGACAUAUAGGUAUAGUGCGAAAUUCCGAGUUCUUCCAUUUCAACACUGCAGCAAGUGUUUUCUAUGUAUUAAAUUUUAGUAUCGGUUUACAGUGCGUCCCGUACUAACCUAGGUCAUAUUACAUACACAAGUACCUUUCUACGUUGUGUGUGAGAGAUCUCCUUGGCAGUGGAUACGUGAAUAAAUGGUAAAGUAACUUGUGACCGAAAGUCGAACACGAAACAGCGUCACCACCACCAGCCCCCGCACCACCUGUUGCCGUGCGGUCGACGAGAUUGACAUGACUUUCAGAUGCGUGCCGGCUUUUCAGCCGCUGUCGUCGGGCGCCGAUUGCGCCGCUCCGUGGGAUCGGCUAGCCGGACAUGGUACAGUCGCGUCGAUCGGCAGUGGCGGGGGCGGGGGUAGUGGCGGUGGAGGCGGUGGUGGAGGAGGCGGCGGAGGCUCGUCACCGUUCAGCCCGCACCACCAUCACCACCAUCACCACCACCGGAACACGACGCCCACCAACGCCGGUUCCAACAUGGGACACCACCAGGACUUCCAGCCACCGUACUUCCCGCCGCCGUUCCCUCCGGCCCACCAUCACCAUCAGCCAUCCGCCGGCAACGCGUCUUCGCCGUCCGCCAUGGACUACAUCAACGACCCGUAUUCGCAGACGCUCAACAGCCUGCACCAAAGCGCCCAGGCCGCCGCAGCCGCGCACCACUACAAUCAGCUGACCGUGGCCGCGGUGUCCGUAGGCCAGCGGCACGACGCCCUCCGCCGGUCGGACUCGGACUCCAUACACGUGGGUAACAUGCACCCUUCUUUCCCGUACGAGAGUGGCCGUUCCCGAGGAGGCGAGUACGGUUCCGGCGUCGGUGGAGUUCGCGGCCGAGGCGACGUACUCGUCCAGUCACACCCGGGCCUGGAGGACUCGCUGGUCCUGCAUAACGCCCUGUCCAGCGUGGUGGAAGAAGCUCAGGAACACAACGUGGAUGACAGCAGUUCGUUUAUGAACGACUUGCCGCUACUAAAACGUAUGUCCACUACCCCUUCGGACGUAUUUUGCAGCGUACCUGGACGUCUAUCGUUGCUCAGCUCUACAUCAAAGUACAAAGUAACUGUCGGCGAAGUCCAACGCAGGUUGUCGCCUCCAGAAUGUCUGAACGCCUCUCUAUUGGGCGGCGUGCUCAGAAGAGCAAAAUCCAAAAACGGUGGACGGCUAUUGCGCGAAAAACUUGAAAAAAUUGGCCUAAACCUGCCGGCCGGACGAAGAAAGGCCGCAAACGUAACGCUGCUCACGUCACUCGUCGAAGGCGAAGCGAUACAUUUGGCCAGAGACUUUGGGUACGUAUGUGAAACAGAAUUCCCAGCACGACAAGUGGCGGAAUACUUGAGCAGGCCACACACGAGUGAUCCGACAGAGUCGUACCGAAGAAAAGAGCUUAUACAUGCCACAAAACAAGUGACCAAAGAGCUGAUGGACCUGCUCAACCAAGACCGUUCGCCGCUGUGCAACACCAGGCCGCAGCACAUUCUCGACCCUAUCAUACAGCGCCCGCUCACACACUUUUCGCUCAUAUCGCACGGAUUCGGCAGUCCCGCGAUCGUAGCCGCACUAACGGCAAUACAGAACUUCCUCUCAGAAUCGUUGAAGCACUUGGACAAGGUGUACCCGUCCGGCAACAGUCUGUCGUCUCAGCAACAGCAACAGAACAACCAGCUGCAGCAACAGGACCAGAAGCCCAAAGACUUGGUCGGACUGGAGCUGAAGAAGUGAGCCUGGUCGAGGCGGGCGCAUCGCGAACCUGCCGGCGGCCCGCAACAGCACCAGCCGCAACCACCGAACCACCAGACUAGGCUGCAGCCGCAACACUCGUACGGCGGCAACCGCGACGAUCGCUGUCAGUGAUCGACGGCGAUCGCGCGCACAGCGUAUUAAUUAUAAAAAAAAUAAUAAUAAUAAUAAUAAUAUUAUUAUGUACAAUAAUUAAUAUCGGUCUUCCGCCGCCGCCGUGAUUUUUAAGUUUUCUGUUUUAUUUUCUCAUCCCGUGCUCGAUACGAGAGAUCUAAAACUACUUUUUUUCGUCGGCGCGCGCUCGACUGUUUUAAAUAAUAUUUAAGCAAAAAAUAUAAAAAAAAUAAUAACAAAAAAAUUGACAAAUUUACAAUGUUGUAUAUUAAUAUUAUUAUUAUUAUUAUAUAGUGAUAUUACGAUGUGCAGUAUAAGUUUUAUUAGAAUAUUGUAUUGUGCGAUAUAAUAUAACGGUACUUGUAAAUAAUACGAUGAUGUAUUAUAAUAUAUAUUAUAUUUUUUUCGGACAAUCGGAAUUUUUUUUUUUUAUUAUUAUUAUUUUUAUUUACAUGCAUAGUUUACGCAUUAGGACUUAUGCGCGCGUAUGUGCGUAAGUGCGUGUUUUUUUAAUUUUUAUUUAUUUAUUCUCGUUUUUAGAUUAUAUUUUUUACGUUUUCGAAACUUGUACAAAUCUAGAAUGAUUUCCCGCCCCUUCAUGUGCCAUCCGUAUAAUUACCGCGAAACCCUCUCGAUUCGUUGAUAAGAAAAUAUUAUAAUUAAUAUCAAAACAUAUAUAAUUAAUGAUUAUUGUAUAUUAUAAUUUGUGUCGUCGUCGCGACUUGUGUUUUAUUUUUAAUUAAUUUCUUAAUUAUUUAUUAUUAUUAUUAUUAUUAUUAUCUUGUACGCAAGAACGUUACACGACAAAAUAUAUUAUGAUUGUGACGUCAUCAAGACAAAGAAUCAAAAUGAAACGUUAAAUUAGAAAAAAUCAAAUUUAGUUCGUAGUAGAAUUGACUCGUCCCACGAUAUCAUUGCCAUAUUAUUAUUAUUAUUUGCUCAGGAUCAUGAAGCGAUAUUCGUUAUUAUAUUAUAUGUUAUGCUAUUAUCAUAAUGAUUCAAUGAUAUUGUCGGUGUGUUCGUUUAUGAAUCGGGGACAUAUUAAUUUUACCAGAGAUGAAUCAUAUUUUGUGUUUUAAUACGUAUUAUAUGUUUUUAGGUACCUAUUAUAGUGAAAAUAUUAUUUACUGUUUGACG
Molecule: messenger RNA, 3413 nt
Organism: Myzus persicae (green peach aphid)
Lineage: Eukaryota; Metazoa; Arthropoda; Insecta; Hemiptera; Aphididae
Gene: TfAP-2
Product: transcription factor AP-2-epsilon
Exons: 10
Coding region: 663-2144 (493 amino acids)
Biological process (GO): regulation of cell population proliferation; anatomical structure development; regulation of transcription by RNA polymerase II
Cellular component (GO): nucleus
Molecular function (GO): RNA polymerase II transcription regulatory region sequence-specific DNA binding; DNA-binding transcription factor activity, RNA polymerase II-specific
Source: RefSeq, a predicted model, not a curated record